AUGCUUAGAACAACUCUUGUCCGUACUUAUUCUUCACUCAACAGACCAGGACCACUUCCACUUGGAAAUAAAAAGCAGCAAAAAGAAAUGCUGGACCUCAUUCGAAAGAGACAAGAACAAGACGUACAAAGUACAGAAUUACACCAAGACGCAAUAAAAAAACCACAAGCCGAAUUCGAGGGUGAUGUCAACCCAAAGACAGGUGAAGUCAACGGUCCAAAGACUGAACCUGUUAAACACAAUGACUGGAGCUUUGGUGGAAGAGUGACUGAUUUUUAA
Rhizopus microsporus ATCC 52813 is the source of this 279-nucleotide messenger RNA. RefSeq lists its product as uncharacterized. Lineage: Eukaryota; Fungi; Mucoromycota; Mucoromycetes; Mucorales; Rhizopodaceae. Gene Ontology annotation, biological process: mitochondrial respiratory chain complex II assembly. Bases 1 to 279 code for a protein of 92 amino acids. Gene Ontology annotation, cellular component: mitochondrion. The record is from RefSeq and is a predicted model, not a curated record. The transcript has a single exon.